Molecule: messenger RNA, 1222 nt
Organism: Topomyia yanbarensis
Lineage: Eukaryota; Metazoa; Arthropoda; Insecta; Diptera; Culicidae
Exons: 4
Coding region: 1-822 (273 amino acids)
Source: RefSeq, a predicted model, not a curated record
AUGAAGAAUAUUCAAUAUUAUACCUAUCUAUUCCAGAUGCUGGUUGAGGGAACAUUGAAACGCCAAGUGCACGGCAAGAAAAACAAUGCAAAGAAAAAACCGAAACUAUUCAGUAGAUUUUGGAAAGGCGAGGAUGUGGAGUACUCAAGACUGAACAAAUCGAACAAUAAUUUUAUAGAUCGAAUCAACAAUAGUGAUCCUCAAAAACCUGGAUCUGAAAUACAACUGCAGUGCCUCGAUGCGCACUCCCUGCUGCUGGUGUCCAAGGAUAAUAAUACUCGCCGCAAUGGGUAUCAUGAUCUCAACACAGACAUCACAUCGACACCAGGCAGUUCUAUAGAUCUUGAGUGGGAAAACGAUUACGGAUAUCAGAAUAACCCCUGGACACUUCGACAAAAUGAUGACCGACAACUACCCAACUAUCCAAAUCAAACAGAUGCUGUAUUCAAGGUGGAAGAAUGGUCCACUCUAAAGAAAAGCAAGGACCGGAUAAACUCUAUCAGACGGCUGGACCGCACCGGAGCUGGCCGCGUACCGGAUGGUGCGAUAAGUCAUUCUAUCGGCAGUGUUGAGCCUAAUGGUUCCGGAGUCACCCGGACGCCCUCAAUCUGUGGUUCAUACGCUUCUUCCUCACACAUAUCAACGCCGGAGGACUCGCUAGAGUGGGACAUCGAUCAGGACCGACAGCUGAAAUCGGAAAACGAAUCGAUCGAUCUCGAAACGAAGGAGCUGCUGAUGGAGAUCGAACAGCUUAAGAAUCGCGUUCUCAACGAGACUGGUGCUAACAUAAGGGAUCUGAAGUUCGACGAAUCGAUAAGUUGAUUUCACCUCGAGGAGCUUAGGUCCGUUUGGUGGCUGACAAAAAAUCAAACAAUUAUCUUUAUAUGAUUAGGUGAAAUCUAAAAGCUUAGAGAAGUUGAAAUAUGUUUAGGCAAAAUACAAUAAUUAAACAAGAGAAUUAUUACAAUUAAUUCCAUAUAGGGAUCGAGUUGAGAGUAUUGUAAAAUGUAAUCGGUAAACUAUAUUUAUUAUAACUUCUAUAUAUUCUUUAGUUUAUAGAGGUUUUUUUUAAAGAAUUGAAUAAACACCCAAACACAAAGUAAUAAAAAUCAACAUGUUUAAGCAAAAAAGCAUUUAUUUUGAAGUGCUGAAAUAUGCAAAUAUAGGUGCAUACCAUUGUAUAAUCAAAAAUAAAUGAAUACAUCAUCUCGUUGAUUUUCAA